Cucurbita pepo subsp. pepo (vegetable marrow) is the source of this 1754-nucleotide messenger RNA. It is a transcript of the gene GPS1, whose product is annotated as geranyl diphosphate synthase 1. The record is from RefSeq and is a predicted model, not a curated record. Gene Ontology annotation, biological process: isoprenoid biosynthetic process; ubiquinone biosynthetic process. Gene Ontology annotation, cellular component: transferase complex. Gene Ontology annotation, molecular function: prenyltransferase activity. NCBI's taxonomy places the organism in Eukaryota, Viridiplantae, Streptophyta, Magnoliopsida, Cucurbitales, Cucurbitaceae.
UAGAAAGGGCAGCCGGUAGGAAGGCACGUUCUCCUUUGAGUUUUGCACCGCUUAGUGUAUGGCUGUGCUUCGCCGUCGUCACCAUAAAGCCUUCAGCGGCGGCGCUCUUGUUUACAUCACACUGAGAUUUUUCAUAUUCUCCUUCUGACUCUUCUCUUAUUUCUCUCUGUACCUAUUCCCUUGUGAAGGAAUACCAUCUUCUCUGUUACAAGCUUCUUGGAGCUGCAGGAUGUUGUUUUCUCGCGGGCUUUCCCAGAUUUCGAGGAUUCCCAGAAACAGCUCCUGUUGUCGAUGGUUUCUGUCUCAUCGAUCAGAUACUCGCCCAGUUCUUAUACCUAAUAUUCUCUCUUUGCAUCCCUCGGAAUCUGAUCGGCAAGCUCCAGGAUGCAGAGAAAUCAUGUACUUGUCUUAUCCCACUUUUCAUGGUUUAGGACGUCAAAUCCAUCAAAGCAGCUGUGUAGUUGAGGAACAGCUUGAUCCAUUCUCACUUGUUGCAGACGAGUUAUCGCUUCUUGCCAAUAGACUACGGGCAAUGGUAGUGGCUGAGGUUCCAAAACUUGCUUCUGCUGCCGAAUAUUUCUUCAAAUUGGGAGUUGAAGGGAAGAGAUUUCGUCCAACGGUCUUAUUGCUGAUGGCAACUGCUUUAAAUAUGCCGGUACCUAAACCUCUUCCUCAUUUGGUUGGAGACAAUUUGACAAUGGAUCUACGCACAAGACAACAAUGUGUGGCCGAAAUCACAGAAAUGAUUCACGUUGCCAGCCUUCUACAUGAUGAUGUAUUGGAUGAUGCAGACACCAGGCGUGGCAUUGGUUCAUUAAAUUUUGUGAUGGGAAAUAAGAUAUCAGUUUUAGCUGGGGACUUUUUGCUCUCUCGAGCUUGUGUUGCACUUGCCUCUUUAAAAAACACAGAGGUGGUAUCAUUAAUAGCACAAGUUGUUGAACAUCUCGUGACUGGUGAAACCAUGCAAAUGACCACUACAUCUGAUCAACGUUACAGCAUGGAAUAUUACAUGCAGAAGACGUAUUAUAAGACUGCAUCAUUGAUUUCUAACAGUUGCAAAUCUGUAGCCCUUCUUGCUGGGCAAACAGCAGAAGUCGCAAUGUUGGCUUAUGAGUAUGGAAAAAAUCUGGGGUUAGCGUAUCAACUGAUCGAUGAUGUUCUUGACUUCACUGGGACUUCAGCUUCACUUGGAAAGGGUUCUUUAUCAGAUAUACGCCACGGAAUCAUCACAGCUCCAUUAUUAUUUGCCAUGGAAGAGUUUCCCCAGUUGCGUACGGUUGUGGAACGUGGUUUUGACAAUCCUGAAAACGUUGAUAAUGCAAUGGAGUACCUUGGUAAGAGCCGUGGAAUUCAACGUGCAAAAGAGCUAGCAGAAAAACAUGCCAAUCUGGCUGCAGAAGCUAUUGAUUCUCUACCUGAGAACGACGACGAAGAUGUGAGGAAGUCGAGAAGGGCACUUGUAGAUCUCACUCGAAGAGUCAUUACAAGAACGAAGUGAGAAAUCCAAGUAGUGUACACCACCAUAGUUGGAACUAUAUCUUUUCCAUUCAGAGGGGCAAAUUUCCCUAAAAAAUUUUUCCAUCAAUAUUCUUUUAAUUUAUCAGCUUUUGAUGUCAGGAAUUCCUCACAAAACAUAUUUAUACCUCUCCCUAUUGUGUAAAUUAAAAUGUGGAGCAUGAACCGACCCAGAAUUUUGUUUUGUAAUUCUAUACUGAUGCACCAUUUCCAAUCAUCUCCUGUACCCUUUGUUUUUA